AUGACCAAGUCCAUCCUCGCCCUCGCCGCCUUUGCAUGCGGCGCUGAUGCCGCCAUCAAGGCUGUCUGGCAGGGCGGCUCGUGCUCCAGCCCCACGGGCCCUACCAUCGACAUCUCCCCUGUGGGCGUCAACACCUGCACGUUGUACAACUUCUUCCCCAACGACGACCCCCGCGGCCACGUCCAGGUCACGGUUGAUGGCGGCACCAACGGCAUCGCCUUUUUCCAGCUGCCCCAGUCCCAGGAGGACCAGCACAUCCAGUGUGGCUCCUUGCAGGGUAUCUUCCACCAGUCUGGCUGCUACGACUCCGUCACCCCGGCCCUCGACGUUGUGGUUGCCGAGUGCGACCAGACCGGUUGCAACAACCUGGCCGGCAUCCCCUCUGGCGUCUUGGUCGCCGCCAUCGAGCCCAUGUCAAGCGUCUCCAAGGCUGACGUUGAGGAGCCAAAGAAGGUCCAGAAGAAGCGCGAGAGCAUAUCGAAGCGCCGCGAGAACAGUAUCGUCCGCCGCGACGGCUGCAGCGGCUCUACUUCCGUCACCUGCGACGACUGCGUAACUUGCUUUUCUCAGGGCGCACGUGUCUCCGCCUUCAUCAGCUGCCCCGCUCAGGGCCAGUCUUGCGCUGUUCAGCUGACCCAAUCCAUUACCGUGACCGACUCAUACAGCAUCUCGGUCGGCGUGGCUGACGUCUUCACUGCGUCGGUCGAGACCAGUCACUCCAUCGCCGUCACCGACGGCAGCUCGCAGACCUUUACCGUGUCUCCUGGCCAGGCCGGCUUUGUCCAGUACGAGCCCCUUGCCCAGUGUGGUACCAAGACUGUCCACAACGGCGACGGCUCUGUCUGCGCCCAGGCCAAGGGCACUUUCAUCCUCGACAACCAGGGUUCAGGUGGCCAGUUCUCUUUCGUCCGCUCCAACUAA
Penicillium bovifimosum is the source of this 921-nucleotide messenger RNA. RefSeq lists its product as uncharacterized. NCBI's taxonomy places the organism in Eukaryota, Fungi, Ascomycota, Eurotiomycetes, Eurotiales, Aspergillaceae. The transcript has a single exon. The coding region runs from base 1 to 921 and encodes 306 amino acids. The record is from RefSeq and is a predicted model, not a curated record.